This is a messenger RNA of Chlamydomonas reinhardtii, 2958 nucleotides long. RefSeq lists its product as uncharacterized. The transcript has 5 exons. Gene Ontology annotation, molecular function: nucleic acid binding. The record is from RefSeq and is a predicted model, not a curated record. NCBI's taxonomy places the organism in Eukaryota, Viridiplantae, Chlorophyta, Chlorophyceae, Chlamydomonadales, Chlamydomonadaceae. Bases 116 to 2752 code for a protein of 878 amino acids.
GAUAGACAUGUAUCAUUGUUGGCGCGACGACGGUCUGCAAGCAAACUUGACCAUGACGGUACGGGCAUGCUAACCCUUUAGAAGUAAUAUUUGCAUUGGCUUCUUAGUCCUUAGCAUGUCGACAUGUGUAGCGACGCCGCCGACGCGCAACCACAUGAUGCCCCUGCGCGUGGCCAGUCUUUUGCACUUGCGCAACGGCCCAGGUGCUGUUCUGCACGGGAAUUGUAGCGAUACAUUGCGCCGGAGUGCGGUUCGGGGGCUCUUGUGGACCACGCCCGCGGUGGCUAACCCGCACGCCGCGGCUGACGCGCUGCCACUCGCCUCGUCGCCGCAUGCUCUCGGACCCAGCUAUGCCAAGCCCUCAGCCCAGCAUUCCAACGAUGCAGGCACCCAAAUCACAGAAAGCUCAGCAUCAGGUGCUUCCAACAAAAGCGCGCCUGGCGCUUCUGUUUUCCUGGAGCUAAACGGCAAACCGGCGGCAUCGGGUUCAGGGACGACCAGCUCCGCCGCCGCCACCACCACCACCGGCCCGCGACAGGCGGGUGCCUUGGUCGGCGGCGGAUCAGAACGGCCACCUCAGGCCACACAAGCAAACAGCAACCGGGACAGGGUAAACGCCGAGCGGCAGGGCGCCGGCGCCGGGCGUAAGCAGGGGCGGAGUCCUGGGACUCCAGGCACUCGGCCCUCGGGCCGGGGAGCUGGUGGUGGCGGCAGCGGUGCUGGAGGCGGGCGAGGCGACCGAGGCGCCGCCCGCGGCGGCGGGCCGAAGGCUGCGCCAUCACCCCCGCCUCCACCAUCGCCACCGCCACCGCCUCCGCCUCCGCCGCCGGACCACAGCAACGGCGGCUACACGCUUGUGUCCACACCUGAGGAGCUGGAGCUGAUGCUGGACCAGCUGGCUGUAGCAGCAGCCGGCGGCCAGGCGGCGGGCGGCGGCAGUAGCAGUAGCGGUGGCAACGGCAGCACAGGCGGCAGUAGCAAUAGCAGUAGCAGUAGCAGCAGCGGCGGCGGUGGUCAUGGCCUGGGGGCGCUUGCGAUAGACUGCGAAGGCCUGGAGCUGGGCCGUCCUGGCGGCAAGUUGUGCCUGCUGCAGCUGUCUGCCCGCGUGGGCGGCCGCUCCGGGCGCUGCCUGUCCAUCUGGUUGGUUGACGUGGCAGCACUGGGCGCCCGCGCCUUCGCCCACCGCUCCCGACAGCCCGGGCCAGGGCUGGCGGGGGCGCCGUUCAGCCUGCGGGGUCUACUGGAGGACGAGCACGUGCCCAAGCUGCUAUACGACGUGCGCAGUGACGCCGCCGCGCUGUGGUCCGAGUACGGCGUGCGGCUGCGCGGCGUCACGGACCUGCAGCUGGCUGACGUGGCGGCGCGGCAGGCGGAGGAGGGCGCGCGGCGGGCGGCCUGGGUGGAGGGGCUGGUGCGCUGCCUCAGCCGGCGACUGGCGGCGGACGGGCGCGGCGGCGCGGGUGUGCCGCCGCGCCUGGCUGAUGACCUGGCGGCGGCCACCGCCAUUGCCAAGCGCUACCAUGACGGCGGCAACACGCAGGUGUGGACGCAGCGGCCUCUGACGCCCGAGCUGUCCGAGUACGCGGCCACGGACGUGCGCUACCUGCACGCGCUGGAGGAGGCGCUGAGGCGGCGGCUCAGCCGGGAGCUGCUGGACAAGGUGGCUGUGGAGACUCGCAAGCGCAUCACCACACCCGCACCCAACAGCAAGGACGCCCGUGCGGCGGCACCGCUCAUGGUCUCUUCCCGCCCUGGCAGUGGCAGCGGUGGCGGUGCCUCUCUUGUCGGGACAGCUGACCGCGGCAGCGGCAGCGGCAGCGGCGCCACAUCCUCAAGUGGCGCCGGCCCUGCAGGGGCAAGUGGGGGCGCUGGCGGCGGCGGUGGCGGCGGCCACAUGGGUCUCAUGGAGGGGCUGGUGGCGGCGCUGCUGCUGCACUACGACACUGAGCAGCGGCGGCGGGAGCAGCAGGCGCAGGCACAGGCGCAGACUCAGCGGCCGGUGACGCAAUAUGGGACCCAAGCCGCGUCAGAAGGAACGUCGUCCACAGCAGCAGAAACUGCCGCUGCUGAGACCACACCUCCCACACCUGCAACCGCGGCCAACCCAUCGUCAUUCUUCCCACAGCCCCACUCGCAAAGUUCAGCAGCCUCAGGCACACCCAGUAGGGGUGCAACGGCCGUUGCUGCUGCUUCCGCCCCAGGCCCGGCUCCCGGCAGCGGCGGCUCCAGCGCCACACGCAGCGGCGGCCUAGUAGCGGCGCGGCCGCCGCCGCCUCCCCGGCCGCCGCUGCUGGUGCCUGCGGAGCAAACACUGGACACCGCGGCGCGCGAGCUGCUGGAGCUGGGGCUGCGGCCCGAGGCCCCGCGGGGCGCCUGGGCCGCGCCACCGCCGCGGCCCAGGCUGCCGCCAGCUACAGCCGCUACAGCCCAGCCGUCACCAGUUGCUGGCCAGCCGGCAGCAGGCGGUAGCCUUUCAGGCGGCAAUAGCACCGGCGGCGGUGGAGAGGGCUGCAAUGAGGCCACGCAGGCGGCGCCAGAGGGGGAGUUGGGGGCGCUGGAGGCGCCGGAGGCGGCGGCGGCGCGACGGGCGCGGCUGGCCGCGGUGUGGUGGCUGCUGCGGGCUGAGCGGGCGCUGUCGCAGCCUGGUUCCCGGCUGUUGCAGGAUUUGGCGGUAGCACGGGAUCCGGGGCUGCGAUGGCUGGUGGGGACGGCAGAACCGGGGGCCGGUAGAGUUGGUCGGCGGCAGGCUUGAGGAAUAGCUCAGUAUGCAGGAUCUGAAACCUUGAGCGGGCUAGAGCGGGCGGCCAAGUCGGGCGACGGGGACCGCGACUACUGCCGCACGGUUGAAACAAGAAGUACAAAUGGCCUACCGCUUGUUUAUGCCAAGCAUUUUGCCAGCGUGUCAGCGCGGAUGUUUGGAGGCAUGCCACACAACCACACUUCUCGUUCUCGGAAGUC